Messenger RNA from Papaver somniferum (opium poppy), 783 nucleotides. RefSeq names its product aspartyl protease family protein 2-like. Gene Ontology annotation, biological process: proteolysis. Lineage: Eukaryota; Viridiplantae; Streptophyta; Magnoliopsida; Ranunculales; Papaveraceae. The transcript has a single exon. Bases 1 to 783 code for a protein of 260 amino acids. Gene Ontology annotation, molecular function: aspartic-type endopeptidase activity. The record is from RefSeq and is a predicted model, not a curated record.
AUGUCAUUUGAAACUUUCAGUAUGUCACAAAAUGAUGGGAUUACGCAGUCGGAGCAAGAAAUAUUAAAUGUACCACUUGGAUGCGCCACCAAGACCCAAAGAUUUUGGUAUAUGGAUGGAUUAUUAGCGUUGGGCAUGGGUAGAUUCUCAUUUUAUAGUUUCCUGAAAGAUAACUAUGGUGUUACAAUGUUCUCGUAUUGUCUCUUGGAUCAAAUAAAUGAACGAGAAGAUCAAUCAGAUAUGUUAUUCGGCGAACAAGUAGUAUCAAAUCUGACACAAUUCACACCUAUGAUUCGUGAUUAUUAUUCUAAUGAGCAUUAUGCGGUCUCAUUGUCAAGAAUCCAAGUUGAGGGUGAAGCACUGGAUAGCUACAUGUUUCCGAUAAAGAUGGUCGUUGACACAGGAUCGCUGAUUACUGAUUUACCUAGUCCGGUGUACAACGUAUUAGAGAGAAAAUUCCUUGGUGUUGCUAAUGAACUGGCUUGGGGACGGGCCAUAAACAUAAGUGAUAAUUAUCCAUGCUAUAUAAUAGAUCCGGAUCAGAUCAGCGCCUCAUCAACGAUCACCUUUACAUUCCAAAAAGAUGCUAAACUAAUAUUACGUCCCCAUAAUAUCUGGCGCUAUAUUGAUGAAGAUGGUGCUGCUUGUUUUGCAUUUGCCGAUGCAUCUGAAGCUUCGGACCUCAAGAUUAACAUUUUGGGAAAUAUUCAACAGCAGGGAUUACGGGUGAUUAUUGAUCAGACAACCGAGGAUCGCAUAGGGUUUGACCCUCUCGGCUGUUGA